GCCCUCCCUCAUUCCUCUUCAGUCUGUUUUUAGGAGCACCCAUCAUAUGAAAAAGAUUUGUCUGUCUGCAGGGACCCAACUCUUCAAGUUCAGUGUUGAGACUCUUAGCCUGGACCAUGGGGAGCUCCUUUACAAUACAUAAUAAGACUCCCUAUGCCUUUCACGACUCUAGUGUGGGUAGAGGGGGUGUUCAUACAGUGCAUGGCCAUAGCACAGGAAAGUACUUACAUCCAAUACCUCCAUUCAAUUCUGAGGGCCUCCGUUUUAGAUAUGGAGAUCACCCAGAGUGGGACCUCAGGUGUGCAGGUCACAGUGCUCCGUACACCUUAAGAGAAAGCGAUGAUGGUGAAAAAAUUGAACUGGUCAAUGAAAGACUGAAUGUCAUUGCUGACUGCUGUGCAAACUUUGGAAGAAUUGAUGACCAGAAACAAGAGUAUGAGAGAUGCCAACAACAGAAGAAACGCAGGAAAAUAGAAGAUGAGACGAGGCGGCAGGCAGCGCUUCACCGGAAGAGGACAAUCCAAGAGCAGAUUGAAAAGGAGAAUAAAAAACUGAGGGAACUGCUUUCUGAAGCACACGACAGGCUUCAGCUGGAGAUAAACCUCAAAGCCCAGGAGCAUUACCACCAGCAGCACUCUCAAGUCCUGCAUGAGCUUGUGGCAGAGGAGCACGGAAUAGAAAGGGAUGAGGUCACUGAUGUUAAUGACAAGUUUAAAGAACUAUUAUCAAAGUAUGACAUCAGAGAGGAUCAAAAUGUGAAGAUUCCACUGAAAAACAGGAUGAAAACUCUCCAAAAUGAGCUGACAUUACAAUAUUUUAAAGAGCACCACAUCCCCACUUCAUUACAAUGGGCUUUGGAUCAGGCUACUGGAUAUGUGAACCUGUCUCUGACUGAGCGGUUCAACAUUCUGAAGUCAGUUGUGAAGUUGACCUUAGAUGGUGACUCUGAUAUUAAAUGUUUCCUCACGACUGGACAAGACAGGAAGACUGAGUUCCUCUUCAAUUUGCAGGAACAGCUACAAGCUAAAAAUCCAACACUGGCCAGACAGGUGUUAGCAAAUGUUCUGGAUCUGUCCUCAAAGCUGUCCCAAUCAUGUAAGGAGAUCCUCUGUCACAUAGUCUUCAACAACAUCUGGACACCAAAAGAAAUCAGGCUUUUCAUUAGACAGACCUCGAGAGUGGAUCAGGAAACAGUCGCAAAAAUCCUCCACAAAGCGUGCACCUACAGGCUGAGCUGUAACGACGCUCUCUCUGCCCUGAAAAAGAAAAAUCCUGUAGACUACAUCCAACAUUGUGUGGACAGAGCUGAGCAUGACAAAGAUGCUGACACACUAUUGGCUGAACUGGAAGACAAAAACUAUCCAGAGUGUAUCCUGUCACUCCUGCGAAAAGUCCUGACGUAUAUUGAAGAAGAGCUACCCAAAUAUGUAAGUAAGCCCAUUAAGGCGAAGAAGAUUGAAGAUUGUAAAAAGAUAAUAAAUUCUCUUGACUUUAACAAUCAUAAGAUUGAUGCUCUGAAGAAAGUCCUGAUGAUCAUAUCCAGAGCUGUAAAGGAAUGCACCACCUUUACCACUCAAAGCGGUGAACAAGUUCAGGGCUACUUCCCAAGACUCAGUCAGCUGGCCUCACUGCUGCUACUCCUGUUGCCACAGUCUGGGGAUAAAAAAGGUAGUCUGUUGGAAAUUGGCACCGGAGAGGGCAAAACUUGUAUUUUAGCCAUGUUUGCUACAAUACAGGCCACACGAGGCGUAAAGGUGGACAUUGUGACAAACUCUUCUUUGUUAGCAAGUCGUGAUCAGGAUGAGUGGAGAAAAUUAUAUGAUAUGUUUGGUAUUACAUCAUCCACGGUGCCUCCAACACACAUCGAUAACUGCUCUUUUAAAGAUCAUGACAAGCUGCUUGAGGAUGCAUACAGCCUGCAGGUCGUUUAUGGUACAGUUGGUACCUUUGCAGCAGAUAUACUGAGGCAAGAGUUUGAGAAGAAGACUACUCGAGGUCUGAGGGGGUUUGAAUGUGUGGUAGCAGAUGAGGUGGACUACAUGACACUAGACUGUGGAGUGCAGGUCACAUAUCUGUCAGACCAAGCCCGUAGCCUAAGACACGUGGAGCAAGUCCUGGCAAGUAUCUGGGCCAUGAUGUCUGCCUGCUGGCCAAUAGAAAUGUUUGAAACGGGGGAGAUCAGGUGGGGAACCAGGAUCCAGCACUUCCACAAGGCUGUAAUGCAAGCAGUGGUUGGCUCAGAAUCAGAAGAUUUUUCAGUAGCUGACCUACUGAUGCUUGGUGCACAGCUGGGGUUUUAUUCACAGGAGGACGUGGAUGAAUUAAAUAAACCAGAGGGUCAGACACAAACAGAGACUGACAGCUUUAAGGAUUCCAAGUGGACAGCCACAGAGAACAUCAUGGCAAACAUUGGACCGGAAGAACAGUGUAAGCUUCUGAGACAACUUGAGACAAAAAUAGAAAACAAUGUGUCUGUAGAUUGUUACUCACUAAUUGACAACAAAGCCAAACUUUACAGGAAGGACAGCUCUCAUAGAGACCCUGAUGUCAGCCUGCUUCUCCUGGAGAAUGGCGGUGCCUGUGAAAUCAUGUCAGAGGAAUCCCUCGUCCAAGGAGCUGUGGACAAAUUAAAAUCAACAAUUAAAUAUUCUGACCAGUGUUCUGUGAAAUCAUUGGAUGAAUGUAAGGGAUUUAUCAUCGUCCCUUCAUUUUUGAAAACUUACAUUGAGAAUCGGUUACCACUUUUUGCAGAGAAUGGCUUAAAAGCCAUUAGAAUGACUCCGGGAAGAGAGUACAUGAUUGAAAAAGCACCUGAAGCUGACACUGGUGGUUUCAGUGAUGCUGAUAGUCAUCAGUAUGAUGCCAUUAUUCCUGUGGACUUUGAGGCCAGUGGGAUGUUGGAGAAAAACAAGCGAUGGGGUGAGGGCCUACAACAGUUUCUGGAGAUGAAGCACCAGCUGGCCAUUUCACAGCUGUCCAAUGUGACAAAUUACAUGUCCAAUGUCCAUUUCUUUAAAAGGUACCUCAGUGGAAAAGGUAUUUUUGGUGUUUCUGGGACACUGGGGGAUGAAGCUGAGAAAAUAUUUCUAGAACGGCAUUACAAAACAGCAAGCUAUGUCAUUCCAGCUCACCGCCAUAAAAAGCUUGUUGAGUUGCCAGCAGUUCAGGUGAGUGGAGGCAGCACUCAGUGGAUCCAGGUGAUCUGUGAAACUGCACAGAGAGCCGCAGACAGAGGGCAAGUUGUUUUGAUCAUUUGUGAAGAUGUCAACACUGCAGAUGAGCUGAAGACAAAAAUGGAUCUUCCAGAAAGAGAAGCCAGUGAGAUCACCAUGUACACAAUCAGUGAGAAGCACAACAUCGAGAAACAAAACUUUAGCCGGGGAAACAUUAUAAUUGCUACAAACCUCGGUGGCCGAGGUACAGACAUUAAUGUUCAGCAGGACGUAAAUGAGUGUGGAGGUCUCUUUGUGCUCCUCACAUACUUUCCUAGAAGUCACCGUGUGGAGCAACAGGUCUUUGGACGCACUGCCCGGAAAGGAAACCCAGGGAUGGUCCAGAUGGUUCUCAACCAGGGCCAUCUUGCACCAGCAUACCAAGGCCAUUCAAUCGAAACCAUGAGGCAUCUCAGAGAGGAGUAUGAGCUCAGACAUUUAGACAGCAUGGAGAAAUAUAAGUGUGACAUUGAAAUUAAAGAAGCUCUCUUCUCCACAUUUUGUGAAUUUCUGUGUGACUUUGACAAGAAUUACACGGUGGAAGAAAGGAGUGACCUGUCCAAGGUGAAGCUGAAGGAUGUUCCUGAAUAUUUUAAGAUCCACCAGAACAAGUUUGACUAUCAGACUGCACUGAAUGCUUUGAAAGAAUCGUGGGCUUUGUGGCUCAUCCUUCAUGAAGAGCACAUCAGCAGACAUGACGAUAUCAGCAAGCUGAGAGAAGACCUCUCCAAAGACUUGAAGAAGACUGGUGACUUCCUCCUGCAGGGGACCAGCUGUAAUUUCUAUGAUUACAUCAAACAGGCAACAAGCAGAACUGAGCUGCACUGCAUGAACAAAACUAAAUGUGACUUUGGAGCAAAGACUUACUGGCAGAAAGCUGCAGAGUGUGAUCAUUUCUACAGUGCUGUGGCGCUUUAUAAUCAAGCUUACAUCACACUAAACCUCAGAAAAGGAGACUACAGUCCUCUCUGCUGGUCUGGUAUCAAGCCGGCACUGCUGGCUGACUUCUGGCAUGACAAGACGUAUGCCAUCCAGAUAUGGGCCAGGCCUUGUAUAGAUGGGACUGUCUAAGUGAUGGCAUGCCACAUCUGGCUAGAUUGUGUGUUUUGGUCAUGUGGGCCCAGGCUAAUAGAAAACAGGUCUGGCCCGGAUCUGGCAUCAAGCUGGCACUUCUGACUGCCUGAUGUCAUGGCAGAGUGUAUG
Molecule: messenger RNA, 4415 nt
Organism: Oreochromis niloticus (Nile tilapia)
Lineage: Eukaryota; Metazoa; Chordata; Actinopteri; Cichliformes; Cichlidae
Exons: 5
Coding region: 117-4283 (1388 amino acids)
Biological process (GO): intracellular protein transport; protein import; protein targeting
Cellular component (GO): membrane
Molecular function (GO): ATP binding
Source: RefSeq, a predicted model, not a curated record